Dromiciops gliroides (monito del monte) is the source of this 933-nucleotide messenger RNA. Its product is annotated as olfactory receptor 4P4-like. The transcript has a single exon. The coding region runs from base 1 to 933 and encodes 310 amino acids. Gene Ontology annotation, cellular component: membrane. Gene Ontology annotation, biological process: G protein-coupled receptor signaling pathway. Gene Ontology annotation, molecular function: G protein-coupled receptor activity; olfactory receptor activity. Lineage: Eukaryota; Metazoa; Chordata; Mammalia; Microbiotheria; Microbiotheriidae. The record is from RefSeq and is a predicted model, not a curated record.
AUGCAGAACAAUGUCACUGAAUUUGUUUUUUUGGGACUGUUCACGAACAAGGAAAUGAAGAUUUUAAGUUUUAUAUUCUUCUUGCUAUGUUAUUUAGCAAUCCUCUUGGGGAACUUUAUCAUCUUCAUUACCAUUUCCUAUAGUUAUCUGAUUCAACAACCUAUGUAUUAUUUUCUCUGUCACUUGUCUCUUAUGGAUUUGGGCUAUACAUCCACUAUCAUCCCCAGGUUGAUUAGGGACUUAGUUGCCAAAAGUAAAACCAUCUCCUACAAUAGCUGCAUGACUCAGCUUUUCAGUGCUCAUUUACUGGGUGGUGUUGAGAUGUUCAUCUUGGUAUCAAUGGCCUUUGAUCGCUACAUAGCCAUCUGUAAACCAUUACACUACCUGAUAAUUGUGAACCGGAAGAGAUGUAACUUACUUAUUCUGCUUGCCUGGGUUGUGGCCUUUUGGCAUUCCAUUGCUCAGCUACUCUUGAUUCUUAGUUUACCAUUCUGUGGCCCUAAUCAGAUUGAUCACUACAUAUGUGAUGUUAAACCCCUCCUGCAACUGGUUUGCAUGGACACAAGUAUUGUUAAUAUCUUAGUCAUUGCAAAUACUGGGAUGGUAGCAUUGGUUACAUUUUUGGUCUUGUUGUCAUCUUAUAUUGUCAUAUUAUAUAACCUUCGAACAUGCUCAUCAGAGGGUAGGAGAAAAGCUCUUUCUACUUGUGGUUCCCACAUCAUGGUUGUGGUCCUUUUCUUUGUGCCUUGUAUCUCCACGUAUGUCCCUCCACCCAGAACUGGCAAUAAUGACAAGGAAUUUUCUGUGUUUUAUACAGUGAUUGCACCUAUGUUGAAUCCUCUCAUUUACACACUGAGAAAUGCAGAGAUGAAGAAUGCAAUGCAGAAGGUGUGGUCCAGAAAAUCAUCAUUAUUAUUCAACUUAAACAUAUGA